CGGCCCUGGUUUCACAACCGCGGGCACCGGCCGCGCUGCGGGCGGCCCUGCCGAUGUUUUCCUGCCCGGGGCCGCUGCUCCCCGCCGCGCUGCUCCUCCUCGCCGCCGCCGCCGCCGCCCCCGGGAGACCCUGCGGCCCUGUCGGGCUCUCACGGGACGUGGUGCUGAGACGCCCGGGAGCCAACAUCACACUGACCUGCCAGGACGAGGAGCCAACGAACGUCACCGUGUCCUGGCGCCUGGAGGAGCGGGGGGCGGCGGGGGGGAGCCGGUGGCUGCCAGAGGGGGGCAACACGCUGCUCCUGCAGGGGCUGCGCUACGAGGACUCGGGGCGCUACAGCUGCUCCGUGGGGGGCCGCCUGCUGCGCUCCCUGCGGCUGCUGGUGGAAGAGCCCCCCGAGACUCCGCGGGUCUCCUGCUACCGGCGGAGCCACGACAAAGACAUCCUGUGCGAGUGGCCGCUGCGGGCGAAGCCGUCCCCGGGAACACGGGCGAUGCUCUGGGUGAGGCGGAGGUUCGCGGCUGAGGCCGCCACGGAGCAGCGGUGCCGCUACUUCGCCAGGGCGCGGAAGUUCGUUUGCCGGGUGCAGCUGCCGCCCGGCACCGACGACACCAAACCCCUCGUGGUGUCCACGUGCGUCAGCAAUGGUGCCGGUGGCUUGGCUGGCGAGGACAGAAUCAUCACCCCCAGCGGCGUCCUGAAGCCCGACCCCCCCCUCAACGUGACGGUGCAGCCCCUGGAGAAGGCACCGCAGCGGCUGCGGGUCAACUGGUCCUACCCCUCCUCCUGGGAUCCCCGCUUCUACUGGCUCCGCUUCCAGGUCCGCUACCGCCCCGAGCCUGCCCGGACCUUCACAGAGGUGGACCAGGUGACAACGACGUGGCUGGACAUCCAUGAUGCCUGGCGGGGGACACGGCACGUGGUGCAGGUGCGGGCGCAGGAGGAGUUUGGCCACGGCUCGUGGAGCGAGUGGAGCCAGGAGGCAGUGGGCACCCCCUGGACAGGUAGGAAGGGGACACGUGGCCCCAGGACCGGGAGCUCAGGCCGGAGUUCCCCAGCCUCACCACCCACCCAUCACCUCACAGACCCCAGGGACUUCACCUCCGAAAUGGGACCCUUCAGCUCUCAGUUCCCCAUGGAGGAUGACACCUAUGGGGUCACACUGCCCCCUGAGCUCUUCAGGGAAUAUUCUGCCGAUGACAUUGAUGGGACUGUUGUAGAAGCCAAUGCCAGCCCCGUGGCCUCCCCCUACACCUUCCUGGUGGCCGGGGGGAGCCUGCUCCUGGGCAUUGCCCUCUGUGUUGCCCUUGUGGUGAGGUACAGGCAGAUGUGGAGGACAGGUGGGCGUCGGGGGGCCAAGCCAGAGGGCGAGGGGCAGCACGUGCUGGUGCCCCUGGGCCCCUCCAGCCCCCCACUCAGUGACACCCCCUUGCUCUCGCCCCCUGGCCCCCCAACCCUCAGGGCUCUCCACGUCACCAACUUGGACUAUUUCUUCUCAGGGCAGUAGCUGGGGGCUGGACACAGUGGCAGGUGCCUGCAGGUCAGGCACUAGGGGGGUCCUGGGGCUGGGAUGUGGCCCUGGGAGGCCCCCCCCCCAGAAAAAAAAGCCGCCCCUAGGCCCUGUGGCCGGGAACAGCCUCUGAGAAGGGGGAUGAACACUGCCUCUAUGGAGAACCAGCCCGGGGGGGGCCCCCAAGAUGGGUCCCAGGGGGCACAGCUCUGGGGUCAUGGCCAAGCUGGGGUGGCCAGGGGCUGCACUGGAGCGUGGGAGCAGGGCUGGGCUCUGCCCAUGGGACUGGGUUUGGGGGUCCCGUGGGGAAGGGCCUGUGCAGGGGGGCUGGCUGGAUCAGCCCCAUCAUGCCUGUGCCCUGAUCUGCCCCCCCUGGGACUUAUUCUUAGAGCACAUGUUGGGGAACUGUGGUAAAUGUGUUUCUAAAAUAAAUACCUUGGAUUUGUA
Apus apus (common swift) is the source of this 1958-nucleotide messenger RNA. It is a transcript of the gene IL6R, whose product is annotated as interleukin 6 receptor. Gene Ontology annotation, molecular function: cytokine receptor activity; protein binding. Lineage: Eukaryota; Metazoa; Chordata; Aves; Apodiformes; Apodidae. Gene Ontology annotation, biological process: cytokine-mediated signaling pathway. Gene Ontology annotation, cellular component: external side of plasma membrane; membrane. The record is from RefSeq and is a predicted model, not a curated record. Bases 54 to 1508 code for a protein of 484 amino acids. The transcript is spliced from 9 exons.